This is a messenger RNA of Radiomyces spectabilis, 2070 nucleotides long. RefSeq lists its product as uncharacterized. Gene Ontology annotation, biological process: regulation of cell cycle. The record is from RefSeq and is a predicted model, not a curated record. The transcript has 7 exons. Bases 1 to 2070 code for a protein of 689 amino acids. NCBI's taxonomy places the organism in Eukaryota, Fungi, Mucoromycota, Mucoromycetes, Mucorales, Radiomycetaceae. Gene Ontology annotation, cellular component: nucleus.
AUGACAUCCAAUUGUUUCAAUCAACCAUCUUCGAUCCGUGAAACCAGUUAUCUGUCAUCACCCUCACCAGCACCGUCGUCAAGACUACGAGUGAAAGUCAAAGUUUUUUAUUCAUUUCGAAAUCAAUUAUCCACACGCUUAACGACGUUUCCAUUGGUGAUCCAUGCCGAGAAUGAACCUGAAUUCAUUCCCAUUUCCUUAUCCAGCUGUUUGUGGGCAAUUUGUUCUUCCAGUCCUGAUAUAUUAUGCCGUGACCAUGAUUUGUCGAUUUAUUCGGCCAACCUGCAAGAAUCACCUCAUGGCAACAUGAGUGAUGGUCGUCACUCAUUUGUAUGGGAAGGUCAUGGCCUCAUGUCGUGGAUUAUGGACCGACCUUCUGACGACGCCACUUCCAUUACAAUAUAUGGUAAAUCCAAUCCUGCGGAAGACGGCCAUUUUGAUCGAUACAGUCAUGUCUAUAUUGAGUUACAACCUACUGUGCGAUGGUCAAGAGAUGAAUAUUACGAUGCUUUAAGGACGCAAAAUUAUGCUUCACUGAGAAAUGCGUUGGGUUCGCCGCCGCAUGUGGUAACUUGCCAUUGUUUGGAUAAACAUCCGCGAAAGUCCAACGAAGUGGACGUGAUCCCUGAACCGCCACGUCGAUCGUCGCCUCCUCUGAUGAUUUCACCGCAUUUGCCACCGCCGCAUCCAGGAUUAUCGUAUCAACCGAUAUUUCGUCCUGAACCAAUUUUUCCUGGCCCGUCCACUCACAAUGCGGGUGGUGCAAGUGGGGGUGGGGGUGGGUUACCCUAUAAACCACAGUCAUGUCCCUCCUCAUCUCCGCCAUUAUCACAGGUUACCGAAUCACGCCGAGACUUCAAACCUUAUCUUGAUGAAAUUCCGCGCCAGAGCCGCCAUGACGAGAAUGACUCGCUUCCUUCGGCCGAAUCACAAGAUAUGGCAGUAAUACACCAUCGACCAAGGACCGACAACAGACGUCUUUUAACUUAUGACCCUGCACGCCAUACCUAUCGGACCUCUGACCGACCGUUGCCUUCCCCUUCGUUUGCCGUCGAACGAAGGUCGGCCUUUACACCGACUUUGGACCCGACCGAAUUGGGCGCUUCACGAUCCCACCUCCCUUCCAUUGCCACUGAAUCCUCCAUACCCGUCAUUUACACGCCUAGCCAUAAGAAACGCAAAAAAAAUCCGGUGGCAACGGCUCCAGAAUUCAAAACUCAGCAAGUCAGCACGGCGGUGCGUACCUUUUAUGAAGUCGAUCGUGACGAAAACGGCAAUUACAUUUUGCCCGUAGAAAUUGAUUCAUGGACCGUCGUCGAUUUAGGCACAAUUAUCUAUGACCGUCCCGCCUACCAUAAUCAACGCUAUAUCUAUCCUGUAAACUAUACGGUGCGCAAAUGGUAUCGCAGCAUGACUGAUCCGAAAAGUGAUACGCAAUAUACUUGUCGGAUAUUGGACAAUGGCAGGGAACCCAAGUUUGAAGUGACUGCUGACGAUUGCCCAAUGACCUAUUCCGGUCCUACGCCUACCACUGUAUGGACCAUCAUUGUUAGACGUGCGUUUGCUAUUCGGAAUCAAGAGUAUGGUCAUAAUCCUGUUGGACCUGACUUUUUCGGCUUGCGCAAGAACACGAUUGCCAAAAUGAUUCAAGAUUUACCAAAUGCAUCCAAAUGUUCACAAUACGUGUGGCAAAAUUUUGAACCUGCGAGGUUUAAUAAACCAGGUCGUAAUCGCCGACGGACCGAUCCCACCAUGUCUGGUGCCCUCUAUGGUGGUGUAAAUUACAGUCUGACAAGCAAUCGAUUGUUCUCGACCAACCAUCAUCCUCCAACGCAACCAUCUCAACAGCAGCCACUUGGAUCGUCAACAACAAAAUCAGGUCAACAGCCAUCAGACAAUGGUUCAACUCAUGCUUCAGUGACCGAGGCUCGUCUAUCACCUUCCAUGUCUUCGCCUUCCACAUCGUCUGUCACUUCUCCGUCUUCCUUGGUAGUAGCUGCCACUCCCUCUUCCACAAUGACAACCCAUCCUACAUCAGCGCCCGCUCCUACCCUGCGCGAAAAUCCUUAG